CAUUGUUGUAGCGAGAGAACUACCUUCGGAGUCAGGAGUCUGUCUGGUUAGCUUGGUGGUAAAGUAGCAAAGUAUUAAAUGAACGAACGUUAUUACAAAGGUCCGUAAUACAACGUCGGUAAUUAUGAAUGACAGAGAGGCGCCACUGAGUAUAUCAUGGCACGACACUGCAUGGAUACCAGUGCUCAACCCAGGAAAUGUGAUGGAUUAUUUCUCGGACCGCAGCAACCCGUUUUACGAUCGAACAUGCAACAACGAGGUUGUGAAGAUGCAAAGGCUUGGUCUUGAGCAGCUAAACAACAUGUCAGGGCUGGAGUACAUCCUUCUGCAUGUCCAGGAACCAAUUCUCUAUGUCGUGAGGAAGCAACAUCGACACUCGUCCACCCAAGUUACUCCACUGGCCGAUUACUACAUCAUAGCAGGCAUUGUGUAUCAAGCACCUGACCUGUGCUCAGUCAUCAACUCCCGUCUGCUUAACACAACUCAUUAUCUUCAGUCAGCAUUUGAGGAGGCCUUGUCAUUUUCAAGGUAUCAUCCAUCUAAAGGAUACUGGUGGGAGUUUAAGGAAAAACAGCAAGACACAAAAAACAAAAAGAAAGAAAAGAAGAAAGAUGAACAGGGAUCAAUUUUCCAGAUACAGAGAGUAGAUGCAUUGUUAGAAGACCUUUCAAAAAGAUUCCCUCCGAAGUCAAUCCAACCACCACCACCACCUCCACCAGAAAAACCAAUUGACCAGGAGAACAAGUCAUCGGAGGAAAAAGUAGAUGUGAAACUCGAGAAAGAGGAGGAUGAGACUCCAACUCAGUCAGCGGCACAAAGGCGACCUGCUCCCACGGAUGGGAUCAAACCUCCCCCUGAUAAAAAACCAAAAUUAUUGCGCUAAUUUAAAAACAGCAUAAAGCUAAGUUCAUUAUAUAUCUAAAUUAAAUAUAUAUUUUUGUGAUGUAUAUAUCAUAUAUCUAUAGUGGCUUUUUAAAACUAUCUGUGUGAUGGGAUGUUUUGUUAUGAAAAUUAAAAUAAUGUAAUUACUAUGUUGGGUGUCGAUACAGUAAAAUAUAGAAAUGUUUGUUUUGUGAUCUGUCAAUAUUUGGAAUUAUUAACAUUCCCUAAUAUAAUAGAUAAGGUUUAGUAAGUAUUUUUUUUAAACAAAUAAACUUACUCAUGUAUAA
Messenger RNA from Priapulus caudatus, 1169 nucleotides. RefSeq names its product mediator of RNA polymerase II transcription subunit 6-like. Gene Ontology annotation, molecular function: transcription coactivator activity. The record is from RefSeq and is a predicted model, not a curated record. Lineage: Eukaryota; Metazoa; Priapulida; Priapulimorpha; Priapulimorphida; Priapulidae. Gene Ontology annotation, biological process: regulation of transcription by RNA polymerase II. Gene Ontology annotation, cellular component: mediator complex; core mediator complex. Bases 125 to 883 code for a protein of 252 amino acids. The transcript has 6 exons.